Dentiscutata erythropus is the source of this 528-nucleotide messenger RNA. Lineage: Eukaryota; Fungi; Glomeromycota; Glomeromycetes; Diversisporales; Gigasporaceae. The record is from the annotation of a GenBank genome assembly.
AUGUUUAAAGACUACUAUUCGAAGAUAAUUGGUUUACUAAGAAAAAAUGAGUUCGAUGUUAAACCUUUGAAUAAGCUCCCCAAAUAUUCUACUGUUCUAGUUUCUUUCGAAAAAUACUCUUUUUAUCUCUUCAUCUGGUAUGAAAAAAUCAAAAAUAAACAGGAUUAUCUAGAUUUAUAUAAAGCAAUUCAAGAUUAUAAACGUCCAGAUAAUCCUAUACAUACUGGUAAUAGUCGAAUUAACUUUUUUAAAGAAGAUCAUGUAAUUGUAUGUAGAUCUCUAGACAGUAAAAAACGUUGUAAAAUAGAAGAAUAUGCAGACGCAGACAAAGAAUUUAAAUUUCAUUAUUGUGAAAAAGAUGAAAUUAUUAAGCAUAUUAUAGAAUAUUUUUUCUAUCAAUAUGCGAUAUCUAAAGAAAUGAACAUAGGAGUAACUAAUUUAUUUGCAAAAUUUAUGAUAAAUAAUAUGAAAAAAAUUACAUCAUUUGAUGAUUAUUGUAAAAAGUUUGCUACUUCAUUUUUAAUGUAA